GUUGGUUGAAGAGUUAACUAAAAUUUUUGAGCUGUUUGACCAGGCAACUGAAGUAUUUAGUGGCAAAAAAUAUCCAACUUUGUCUGUUAUAUAUCUGGUUAUUAAAGUUUUGAAGUCUGAAUUUAAUUUAGAUUUAUUUAUUGAACCAGAUAUUGAUGAAUAUGAUAUUAUUCAAGUCAAACAAGAAAUUCAUAAUUCUCUCCAGAAAUAUUGGGGAAUUCCAAACAAUGCAGGUCUUUUAGCGAUAUUACUAGACCUAAGACUCAAGACAAUAUGUCCUUGGCCUAACCAUAUACAAGAAAAAACUAUUAGAUUAUGUUGUGAAGAACUUGAUACUAUUGUCAAUAAUAGACCUUUAUCUACUGCUUCUCCUCCGGCUACUACUUCAUUAACCAACCAAUAUUUUGCUUCAAUUUUUCAAGAUAACUAUAGUAAUAGUGAUUUCACAGAUAAUGAACUAGACAGAUAUAUGGAUAUUAAAAGAGUUCUUGUUGCCCUGCCUGAUAAAUCACCUCUAGAAUGGUAG
Racocetra persica is the source of this 526-nucleotide messenger RNA. The record is from the annotation of a GenBank genome assembly. NCBI's taxonomy places the organism in Eukaryota, Fungi, Glomeromycota, Glomeromycetes, Diversisporales, Gigasporaceae.